UGCGGUUAGAUUUUCAAUAAUAGCGUUGAAUUUUAUCUUAUAAUUUAUAGGAUAAUUUUCCAUUAAUUGGCUAUUGAUAGUAAUAGUAAACAUGUCGUUAGAAACAAUUCCAAAAGAUUUGCGAGGCCUACGCGCUUGCCUUGUGUGUUCACUUAUUAAAGGCUUUGAACAGUUUGAGUACGAUGGAUGCGAUAAUUGUGACGAGUUUUUACGAAUGAAAAACAAUAAAGACAAUGUUUAUGAUUGCACUAGUAAUAAUUUUGAUGGUAUGAUUGCCGUAAUGAGUCCUGAGGAUAGUUGGGUCUGCAAAUGGCAAAGAAUAACUCGAUGUGCAAGGGGCAUCUACGCUAUAUCUGUACAAGGUCGUUUACCAGCUAAUGUUAUAAGAGAAAUGAAAAGUAGAGGAAUUGUGUAUCGUUCUAGAGAUACAAGUCAACGUUAAAGAGGCAUAAUAGAAUCAUACAAAUUUCUUUUU
Ctenocephalides felis (cat flea) is the source of this 475-nucleotide messenger RNA. RefSeq names its product transcription elongation factor SPT4-like. Gene Ontology annotation, cellular component: DSIF complex; nucleus. Gene Ontology annotation, molecular function: RNA polymerase II complex binding; zinc ion binding. Gene Ontology annotation, biological process: regulation of transcription elongation by RNA polymerase II; mRNA processing; chromatin organization. NCBI's taxonomy places the organism in Eukaryota, Metazoa, Arthropoda, Insecta, Siphonaptera, Pulicidae. The record is from RefSeq and is a predicted model, not a curated record. The transcript is spliced from 4 exons. Bases 92 to 442 code for a protein of 116 amino acids.